Messenger RNA from Symbiodinium necroappetens, 261 nucleotides. Lineage: Eukaryota; Dinophyceae; Suessiales; Symbiodiniaceae. The record is from the annotation of a GenBank genome assembly.
GCUAUUGGGGCAGCAUCGCGGCACAGGUUGGCAAGCCCUUCUAUUCUGGAAGCUGUACAGCUUUCGACUGUAACGCGGGCACUGGUUCCUCCUGCAAGACGUGCGUGGACCAACCGAAGCGAAAGCAGGACAACCAUUGCUCCAGCUGCAACGAUGGCUACACCAUCUUCGAGCCUCAGUGCAAGGUUAUGGCCAGCGAUCAGAAGUGUGGAGGACCAACCUGCGCGAAGGCCUGCAAGGGCGACAAGUGCGGCUUCAAAU